Messenger RNA from Candida dubliniensis CD36, 885 nucleotides. It is a transcript of the gene SEC65, whose product is annotated as RNA-binding signal recognition particle subunit. Gene Ontology annotation, biological process: SRP-dependent cotranslational protein targeting to membrane, signal sequence recognition; SRP-dependent cotranslational protein targeting to membrane. Gene Ontology annotation, molecular function: 7S RNA binding. The transcript has a single exon. The coding region runs from base 1 to 885 and encodes 294 amino acids. The record is from RefSeq and is a predicted model, not a curated record. Lineage: Eukaryota; Fungi; Ascomycota; Pichiomycetes; Serinales; Debaryomycetaceae. Gene Ontology annotation, cellular component: signal recognition particle, endoplasmic reticulum targeting.
AUGUCAAGUAAUAAACGACCAAUAUUAGAAGAAGUUGAUGAUGAUGAUGACAUUGACAAUAUGGAUAUGGAUAUUGCUGAAUUUGAUCCAAAUUUGACUACACCAAUAGCUCCAAAACGUCCACAACCAACAAUUGUACGUUCUCAAGAUUUAGAUUCAAAUUUAAAUAUAGAACCACCUUUGUUUCCCAACAAUAUUCCUUUAAAUCAAAUCCAAAUCCAAAAUCAACUUUCACAAAAACCAUCAUCUAAUAGAAAUGGAAUAAUUGAUCCUAAUUCAUUUACACCUCAAGAAAAAGAACAAUUUAAUCAAUUUCAAAUUAUAUAUCCAUGUUAUUUUGAUAUAAAUCGUUCUCAUAAACAAGGUAGAAGAGUUAGUAUUGAUAAAGCAGUAGAAAAUCCAUUAGCAACAACUAUUUCUGAUGCAUGUAAAAAACUUGGUUUACCAGUAUUUUUAGAAUUAGAUAAAACUCAUCCACAAGAUUUUGGUAAUCCUGGUAGAGUAAAAGUAUUAUUUAAAGCAGUUUUUGAUAAUGGGAAAUUAUUAAAUUCAAAAUUAUCAACGAAAAGAAUUUUAUUUAAUGUUAUUUGUGAAUAUUUAAAUGAAAAUCCAACAACUUUAGAAUCAAUUGAACCUAAAAAUAAUGGGAUUCCUUAUCCACCAGAAUUUAAUAGUAGUAAUAAUAAUAGUAAUGAUUUCCAACCUGAAGAAAUACCUAAAGUAAAAGGAUUUAAAAUGAAUACUAUAGUACCUAUACAUUCAAAUUUAACAUUAAAACAUCCAAUGACAAAACAUAUUUAUGAUCCAGAACCUGAACCUCCUAUUAUUGGUAAAUCAAAUGUUCCAAAACUUCCAAAAAAAAAAGUAAUGAAAAUAAGAGGUUAA